CGUAAAUAUGGAGAAACUUGAUGUUUAUAUUUUGUUUACUUUCUCUCCUUAGUUUCUUCGAAAUAAGGCUUCUUGAGCCCUAUUAAUAAAACAUGGAUUUUAAAAAUUAACCAUUAUUUUUGUAACCAAAACUACAAGAGGGCUUUUAAAAGGGAUUUUCUAUGUAAAUAUAAAUCGACUAGCAGUCCAAAUCUAGGAUGUCAAUGGCGUUGAUGUUCAAAAUACCGACAUAAAUCCAUAAUAUAAAUUAGAAGGAUGACUUCUUUUUAAGUUAAAGACUAUAUUAACUUUGGCUUUAACAAGACUUCUUAAAAACGAACUGUAAACAAACAAGCCCGAAGCACAACAAUUACAUUUGGAGGAGCUGCCAAUUCGUGAAGAACCAGGUCCUAGUAACUUACAAUUCCCAAGCAUUCCUUUGUGUAAGGAAUAUCAGGGAUGGAGGGGACCUACCGUUUUUAUGCCAGCUUUUUUCAAUAUAUAGAAAUACUUUUGUGGAAUCUUUCGAUUCCUUCUAGGUGGCACAACAUUUCCGGCAUGGCAAACAAUUUCGCUGUGAAAUAGGUGUAAUUAUCAAACAAUUCUCUCGGAACAUACUCGCCCCUAUCGUGAACAUGCGGGUCAAGCGCACUUUCUUGACAUUUGACAUUUCUGCAAAAAAAAGCAACAACAACAAAAAGAAUGAUUUAUGGAAGAUGGAUUUCUGCUACCCCAACCCCUACCAUCAAAAAGGAGUUUGGUUGGCGGUGUCUCAAAGGACAUUUUUCGCACAACUUGUGAAAAAUCUCAAAACAUAAGAAUUAAAAAUCUCCUAUAAAAAAUAACAUUCCAAAUAUUAUUAAAUAGAAUACAAACCAAAUACUUAAGUUAACCCCCUCAGGCAGCGCAUCAUUAUGGCUCUUCCUUUAGAAUUUCGAGACAUCUGCAGAGCCUGUAUGAAAAGGCGCGACGAUAUGAAAAUGUUUUUCUUUUCGCGGAUUAACUCGGUCAAUGUUGCAUCAAUGUUAACCAAAAUAGCCCUCUUGCCAGUUGAGCCUUCGGAUAGUUUGCCCAAAGUCUUAUGCAGCAUUUGUAUUAAAAAACUCAAUGACGCAUAUAACUUCCAGCAGAUGUGUAUUAAAUCUCACAUAUCAUUCAAUGAUAUGCUCCAAACUCAACAACAAUUCCCAAAGGACCCUGGCGAUGUUGUUAUAAAAAAGGAACCAUGUGAUUUAGCUAUAACUUCUGUUGAAUCUCAAAGUGCUGAAGUGUCCACAUUGAGUGCUGAUAAGAAUCUGGAUAAAGUAUUAAAAGAACCAAAAAUAGAGCCAGGAACUGAAGAAAAUUCACAAGAAACAAACUACUCGAUGGAAAGCUCAAAAUAUGUCAAGUCUGUGAAUAAAACAAAAACAUUCUCAUGUAAUUUUUGUCGGGAUGUUUUUGAGACAUGGAAUGAACUAAAUAUACACAUUGCGGAACACAAAGUAAGGAACAAUUUAAGAGCAAGAGCAGAUGAUAGCAGUAGCUGUGAUGUUCCAGAAAAAAGGAGAAAAACAUCUGAAGCAAGCACAUCCAAAGAAGUUUCUCCCUCAGAGCUGGGCUACGGACCAGGCUUUUCGGGCUAUGAUGGGCGAAGUGAAAAUAAUUCUCUGGACGGAUUACCUCUCGAACCAAUUUGUAAUGUUCAAGUCAAAGAUGAAAUCGUAUCAGACCAAAGCAGUUGUGAAUAUGAUGAAGAAGAUAACAACGGAUCCGUUAUAAAUGAACACUUUUCUACAAAUGUCGCUGAUAAUGAUGAGGGUGAAUGUAAUGGCCAAGGUGGCGAAAACCACAUCUAUGAAAGAAAUAUAGAUAAUGAACAUAAUAAUAAAAACGGGCGUAAUUUCACAGACUCUAAGAGUGAAGUUUGUGAAAUGUGCGGAUUCAAGCCAAAAAUUCCAGCUUUAAUGCACGCUCACGUGCGAAAUCGACAUCCAGAUAAUUAUAUGGAAUAUGUUGAAAACUUGAAAGCUUCAGGUGAAUGGGUUGUUAAAUGCAGAAUUUGUGAUGUGUAUUUAUUUAGCAGCACCAUAUACGGACAGCACUUGAAAUACACCCAUUCACAAAUUGUGAAUGAUUGUAGUGGAUAUUUCGAGUGCAACCAUUGCGAUCAAACAUUCAGCAGUAAAAAUGAUUUCUUUUUACACAAGAAUCAAGCUCAUAACAUGCGCCGAAUUAAUAAAGCCAAGCAGUUAUUUAUUUGUCUUUUAUGUGAUAAACAAUUUGCGCGGUAUGUUAAUCUUCAGCAACAUGAAGAAACUCACGAGAGUAAUGGAACAUCGGCCAUGGCUAUCGGAGGUGGCGGUGGUGCUGGACGAGGAAGUGUGAGCAGAGUGAGCUCUGUUAGCGGUAGCAGUGCUGCAUGUAUUCCAUUGAGCGGAUUUUUGAGAAAGAAAGUGGUUGAACCACCACCAGAAGAUGUCAUAGAAGCCCCUCCAAUUGUGCCAUAUUUAAAAAUAUCACCCAAAAAGUAUACAAAUAGCAACAUUACAACAUCUGCGGGUGGAAAAUUCCGCUGCACUGGAUGCGACAAAUCUUUCGCAACAGAAUUCGGUUUGAGAGUUCACAUUGGUUGUGUCCACAAAGGUAUGGAGAAGCUUCCACCAAAGAAAUCAACAUCUGCCUCUGUUGCUCCUCAAGCCAAAAAACCUUCUCCCCCACCACCACCACCUCCACCAACAGUUACCGAAAACUUUUGUGAAAUUUGUGAAAAACAAUUCGAUUCAGCAUUGGAUUGUGCUGUUCAUAUGAAGAAGCAUUACGAAGUAGCUUACACCUAUCGAGAACGACCGAUUCGAUGUAAAGAAUGUAAAUUCCAAUGCGCUCUUCGUUCAGAAUUCACAAAUCACAUCAAACAAAAACACAAGGAAAUAUACAAAAAACGUAUUAAUGGCCUAAAAACUAUGGCUCCCAAUUUUGAAGCCUGUAACAUAUGUUUAAUGCCACUUUUCCAUACAAAAACCAUAAGGCAUAUAAAUUCCCAUUAUAUGUCGGAGAACGAGAAGAGAGAAGACACCGAUACUGCAUUAGUAGCAAAACUCCCUUUAACCAUUUCAAAAUCAAUUAAGAAUUCACCAAAGGACCAUUCUACAAGACUUAAUCAAAAUGGCAAAACUAUAAAAUAUAAAUGCAAAAUUUGUUCGACACUUUAUCCAGAUAAAUCAUCACUCAUGAAACAUACACUUAUUGUACAUAAGAAAAAUGACGGAAGAAAACAUUUUAAUUGUAAAAUUUGUUUUCGAUCAAUUUCUGGAUUGCAAAAUUUUAACUCACAUAUGAAUUCACACAAAGGUGAACUUCCCAAAGCAACUCCAAAGAAUAGCCAUGCUUGCCAUUUAUGUUCAGGAAUUUUUGUCGAAAGAGAAGAUCUUCAGAAGCAUCUUGUUGUGGCACACAGUUUUAAUCCAAUGAUAUUUUAUAAAAAAUAAGAGAUAUACGAUUUUAGUCUGACUUUCUGAUAUAUGUUAUUUAAUAUAAUUCAUAAUUUAUUAAUUUUUUGUUCAAAAAGAAAUCCAUUGAAACACAAAAAAAAACAUAGUUCACCAAAAAUUCCAUACUAACACACCAUUCAAGUAUUAACAGUGUUAUUCGCGAAGAAAAUGAAUUACCAGUAAAAAUAUUUGUGAAUAAAAAGUCAAGUAUUUGUUAAUGUACCUACCUACUAAAAAAAUGUGUAUACGUUUUGUCUUACAAUUAAAAAAUCAUUCCCAUUUUAA
Molecule: messenger RNA, 3734 nt
Organism: Eupeodes corollae
Lineage: Eukaryota; Metazoa; Arthropoda; Insecta; Diptera; Syrphidae
Product: zinc finger protein 564-like
Exons: 15
Coding region: 894-3446 (850 amino acids)
Biological process (GO): regulation of transcription by RNA polymerase II
Cellular component (GO): chromosome; nucleus
Molecular function (GO): RNA polymerase II transcription regulatory region sequence-specific DNA binding; zinc ion binding; DNA-binding transcription factor activity, RNA polymerase II-specific
Source: RefSeq, a predicted model, not a curated record